Mya arenaria is the source of this 2816-nucleotide messenger RNA. RefSeq names its product DNA ligase 1-like. The transcript has 4 exons. The record is from RefSeq and is a predicted model, not a curated record. Lineage: Eukaryota; Metazoa; Mollusca; Bivalvia; Myida; Myidae. The coding region runs from base 95 to 1435 and encodes 446 amino acids.
UUCUUUCUGUUCGAUUAACCUGUCAAAAUUGUGUGCAAUCAAGCGAUCGCUACCCACGUGUGUUUGUUUACAAAUAAAUCGUUUUCUCAGGACUAUGGGUAAGAAGAGGAAACAUGAGAGUAAAGAAACUUCUGAAGAGGUUGUUGAUCUCGAAACAGUGAUUAAAAAGACAAAGAAAGAGAAGAAGAAGAAAACACAGGAUGUAACAGACAAUGAUGCAGAUCUUAGUGAAAGAUGUGAAGAAAAUUCAGUGAAUAGAAAGACAAAGAAAGAAAAGAAGAAAAAAGAUAUUUCUUCCGAUGUCAAAGAAGAUAAUGAAAGUGAUAAAACUGAAGAAAAAAUGCAGGUGAAAGAAAUGAGAGAUACACAAUCUAAAGGUAAAAAGAAGAGGAAAGAAGAACAAGGAAGUGAUUCUAUUGAAGAUACUCCAAUUCAAACUACAGAUGAGCUGAGUCAUAGUAGUCGAAAGAAGCAUAAGAAAGUAAAGGGUGAUACUAAUGAAGCAGAAACUAAAGACAUAGAUAAAGAAGAUAAAUCUUUGACUGAUUCUAUAAGAAAUAUGAAAGAAAAUAAAUUUGAUGCCAAGAAAGAAAAUAAAAAGAAGGGUAACAAAAUAUUAUUGGAGGAGCAGGAUAAUAAAACUGAAACACCAAAAAAUAUUUCAAAGGUUAAUCGGAAAGAAAGUGCUGAAAGUGAGAAUAAACCUGUUAAAAGCCAGUCGACAACACAAAAUAUGUUGCUAGAAAAAUUAAAAAGUGUUCAGUCCAAAAGAAGUGAAAAGGUUCUUCAGAAAGAAUCAAUUACUGCAAAGAAAAGGCCAUCUCAAAAUUCUGGUGCUGCAAUUCAGCCAGCAAACAGUGAUGUAAAAAAAGAAAGUGGAGUCAAACAAAUUAAUAAUGAAUCGGUUGAAGAUGCUGAUGAAGAAGACCCGGAAAAGGCUGAGAUCAGAAUGAAAAAGAGAGAGAAGAGACGACUGAAGAAGGUCCAAAAAGAGAAACACAAGAAGGAACAGGCAGAAAAGGCUGGGACAGCAAAAGUUGCAGCAGUUGAGUAUCUGGAUCUUUGGGAGAACAAAAGAGAGGAGUGGAAGUUCAGCAAAGUCAGGCAAUGCUGGCUGCUUCAGAAUAUGUAUAAGGCCUCACUGGUCGACAAUGACCAUUUCGCAAUACUGCUGAAGUAUCUGGAGAAAUUACAAGGUCGGGCAAGGGACGUAACUGUUGCAGACGCGGAAAAAUUGCUGCAAGAAGGAGAAAGCGAUGAUGAGGAUGAAGAUGAAGACAAUGAUGAUGAUGACGAAAAGGAGGAGGAGGAUGAAGAAGGGGAGGAGGGUGAUGGUAAAAAGACUGAUGUGAAAGAAGAAAAAAAGAAAGUUAAAGAAGUUGACCCAGUUCAGGAGGAUCGAGCAAAGCAGAUCAUACAGCUUCUCUCAGCGUAGCGAUGACCUUUUAUGAGCUUCAUCCAUCAACAGCUUCUGUACAACUGUGUUCUAUAUAGUCCUUUCGAAUCAAUUGAAUAAUAUUUGUGAAGAACCAUAAAUGGGAAAGAACCAUGAACUUCAAUUUAAUUCAGCAACUUCAGGCCCAGAUUUUUCGAAACUUCUUAAGUCUGCUCUUAAACAUGAUUAAGCUAAGCUCAAUGUUUUUGUUUUUAUGUUAUAUUAAUUUGCGUAAUAUUUACUUCUUUACAAGUUCUUUUUUUACUUUAAAUUGGAAAUAUCUUUAUGCUUAUCUCAAUGAAACAUAUUUUGUUUAUUAAAAUCAUUUUUUAAGUAUGUAUUUUGGCUAUUGAAUUGAAAUAAGCUACUUAAGCCUGUUUAGCUUAAUCAGUUUUGAGAAAUCGGGGCUAGUUGUUUUCCUUAUAAUUUCACCAUGAUUGUGUAUUACAGAAGAAAGACUCAUUGGUGAAGUUUUAUCCUUAACAAGACAGAACUUGUGUUUUAAACAAAGAGAAAGGCACUGCACAAGAUCUUUUCUUCAUUUAAGGUCCCAACAAAACAUUGUAUAAAGAAACAAGGACACUGCUUGGCAGUAACUAUUCACCAAUUGUGUUCCAUAUACAUGUAGCUUGUGAUGUGAUAAUGUAAACUGAAGAGAAAAGGGUGAUUUAAAGAAACACAAACUAUUGGUACCUAGCUGAUGCAACAUUUUAACUAUGUUCCAUAUUCAUUGUACCAGUUUAAUAUGAUAAAAAAAAAUCAGAAAAUCAGUGCAGUAAGUUAUUUCAGAGCUCUGUUAUGUAUUCAUCUGCUAAAUGUCUUUGACAUAAAAAUUGAAUUAAGAAGCUAUAUGUACAUUUACAAGUACAAAAUAAACGUCACAGAUGUUGCAAAUGCCAAGGUCAAACUUAAAUUUAAAACUUGUAUUUUGUAUUCCAGAGUGUGAGCAUUAUGAGCUUGCUUUUUCGUUUUCCAAAUCCAUUCAUUUUAAGCAUAAACAUGCAUGUACCAAGUUUAUUCAUGUGAAUAUUUUUAACAUCUUUCGAGGAACUUUUUUUUUUAGUUAUAUAAAUGUAUAUAUAUAUAUAUUUAUAAACAAAGAAAAAAGGUGAAAAAAGUAAAGAAAAUAUAAACAGUAUGUUCUUGUACAAAAUAUAUUAGUUUUUAUUGUUUUUAAAAUGUACGUGGUCUAGAUAAAACAAUUUUACAACUGACCAAUUACUUAGUUCUGUAUCUUUAAUAUUUGAUUUUUUCAUAAAAAUUCCAAGCAAGUUUCUUUUGAGGAACUUUAAUCACAUUUGAUUUAGCACAAUAACAAUACCAAGGUUACAACCUCAUGUUUUAUUUGAUUAGCUAAUUAAUAAAAAUAUGUUUUCUCUUA